Dermacentor silvarum is the source of this 3558-nucleotide messenger RNA. Its product is annotated as BTB/POZ domain-containing protein 6-B-like. Gene Ontology annotation, cellular component: cytosol. Gene Ontology annotation, biological process: neurogenesis. Gene Ontology annotation, molecular function: protein binding. The coding region runs from base 1479 to 2312 and encodes 277 amino acids. The record is from RefSeq and is a predicted model, not a curated record. The transcript has 5 exons. NCBI's taxonomy places the organism in Eukaryota, Metazoa, Arthropoda, Arachnida, Ixodida, Ixodidae.
CCUGUCAGCAAUUGUAAUAAUGCGAACAUUUCGCUGAGCUCAGAAUAGGCAGCCUAUCGCACUCGCAAAGCAGAGGUUUGACUGUCAAGUACAACAUUGUAGGUCGCUACGAUAAGCGUUUAUCUACCUCGUAGCGCACUAUCGCUUCUCCCGUAUAAAAACGAUACGUUUGCCCUCACCCUGAUAACAUUGAGGGGUACUCAGCGUGUGCGCUUUCGUCUCGAAGGAAUGAAAGGUCGCCACGAACUAACAAAGCCUUCCAGAGAGCUCAGCAGACCUACAGCAGUUGAAAUGUCUAAGCCUGGUUUGCAAAGCGCUGCGCUCGUUUUGGGAAAACCCUGCAAGAUGUCAGUCUAGAAAAUUGCAUUGAGUGCAGUCUCUAGUUUUGUCACUUUCUUCAAGCGAGAGUGCGCUUAGUUCCGAGUGUCACCGUUUUCUUCCUCGUUCUUCGAGAUAGCUUCAAGACAACACAAAACUGCAUUGGAAUUUUUCACAAUGGCCUUACACAAUUCGGCAUGUCUUGACCACCUGGUUUCAGAAAGACUUCCCAGACAAAGUAUUCACCAGUUGCAUCCAUGCUGUCCAAGAGAUACUUCCAUCGGUUAGGGGAGGAAACAAAGAACACGUAUAAUAUCUAAGUUACACUAAAAAAAUUUACUGCCAUAAGGCAACUGUCAACACUACACGCGCCAAUUAAGUUUACUGAAUUAUCAGCGCACUAAACGCAGACUGCCAAUUCGUUCAGGUGUUUGAGCUGUUCGAUUUGUGCUUGCAGUCCUUAGUAUUUUCCAGACAUUUUACUCGCGCUAUCGUACGCUUGGCCCCUGCAAUUGUCCACUUAGACGCCGUUUGUCGUCAGGAGGGACAUCACGGUAUCGCACAAAUACAAGCUGGCGUGGGAUCGGGACAAACCCAAGAAAGCGUUCCUGCAGCUUUGACAUUUAUACAGCAUCAUAAAACUGACCACUCAUUAACGUGAGUAAGACCUCAAGUCAAAUCAGCAAUUAAAAAGAAGUAUUUUGCCCGUUUCACUUCGUCAAUGAUACGAUCUUUGACACCUAUUGCCAUAUUCUCGAUAAAUUCAUUCCAAAUAUCCUUUGACAGGGAUGACGGGUGAUCUUUGCCCUUGUUCCCAUAGCGUUUGGUGUGUUCCUUCAGAAAAGGAUCCAACUAGGCAAUGAGCUCAAGGACUCCCAUGUAAUUGCCAUUUCUCGGAGAACCAAAAACCUCCUCACUGCCGCUGAACGUUUGGCUGCGCUCAGUUAGAAGCUUAACUACUACGACUACAGGCUUCAACACCUCUCUCCAGUAAGCUAUCUGAGUGACGGGAUACUCAACCAGUUCCUCAUCAAUUGUGCAGCAAAAGUGGCAGCGGACAAGCCAUGCUGCCACGCAGUUCCGGUGUUCGACACUGUUUUCACAUUCACUGGACCUUCCCUCUCCGUUAUAUCGAGUGACAGCCGACGACUGGGACGACAAUGCCUUUGAACUUGGAGAAAUUCCUUCAAAGCGGCGAUCACGCCGAUGUGGAGUUCGUCGUGAAACCGGAAAAACUCGACAUCUCGAAGACGUUCAAGGCCCACAAGCAAUUACUGGCCUUAAGUAGCGAAAUUUUCGAAGCCAUGUUCUACGGUCAGCUUGCCGAAAAAGACAGCAUCGUCAUCACGGACCUCCACCCUGAUGGAUUCUACGGCCUCCUGAAGUACGUGUACGCGGGAAAGGCCAGGAUCGAAAACUGUUUCGAAGCCUUGCACACAAUGGCUGCAGCAGAGAAAUAUCGCUUCGAAGAUCUCGCAAAUUCUUGCCUGGUCUACCUUCGGAAGCACGUCGACGUCAAAGAAGCGUGUCUCGUGCUCGACUGUGGCUUCGAGAGCGGCUAUGGAUCGCUUGACAAAGUGGCAGACGCGGUGCUCGCUAACCUAGGCAAGGCGGCGCUGCAUUCGGCAUGGUUCCUCAAUAGCCGUCUGGAGGUGGUGCAUCUUGUUCUGGACGAGGUGUCAGGCGUAGAAGAGAUCGAUGUAGUUCGUGCCACGAUAAAGUGGGUGCGAUCAUAUUGCGAGACUGGUGCCAUGGACUUCAGGACGACUAUUUACGCGUUCCUGCCGAAGCUGAGGUUCUUGGCGCUGUCACCGUCGGAAUUCGUGGAGUUCAUCACCUCCGAGGACGGGCAAGGUGUGAUGGAAAAAAAAGACGCGUUCGCCAUUUUGUGCAACUUGAUCCACAAAGGGCGCACAGAGGGCGCACUACCAGAAUGGGUAUGCCGAGAGAAAACCUCACGCCGUCCGAAAUUGCAAGAUUACCUGUGGGGCUAAUAGCCUAAGCUAUAGUGGAAGCCCCCCACUUUACGUCUUGCAGAGACAGUUUCGUCUGGUAUUACGGUGACAAGUCUGUCUUGCAAGACUUUUGAAAGAGCUUUUAGGGCACUCUAAUCCAACUCAUUUCUCAAUUUGAAUGUACGUUAAGCGGAGAAGAUAUCUUGUUGAGCAACCACUGUGCCUGUUUGACUGAAAUGUGUUGUAUUGAAAAUAGAUAAAUGGCGUAACCGGUGACAGCAGAGUUCUAUAAUUCCGAGUAAGUAACUUAUUAUGUAAGUGAAAGAGAAAUAAUCACCAAAUUUUAAACUUCAACUGCGCAGCAAAAACAGACGUCAAUAUUUCACCCUUCUUAUGUCACAAAUAAUUACGCUUUUACGCGAGUUCUGCCAGAAGUGCUGUUCACAGAACGCAGUGUGCAUAGGAGAGGUUGGAGAAAUGGCACUAAUGUUUCCAACCAACGUAUAUACUAUGUUGAUUAGCUCAACGAGUACUACUCUAUGGCAGUUUACAAAAUUCAAUUAGCUCGUUUGCUUUCCUUCGUUAAUGGGCAACAAAUAAGCAAAUUUGAUGCUUAAUUUAAAACACUUAAUUCAGUAAAUUGCCACCAUUUCUUUGAAAAUGUCUCCUCCCAACUGUAGCUGGGUUUUUACUCUUUUAUAUAACUGCAGCAGGUUACACGCAAAUAGAGACAACGAUUGUUUAGAAAGAGCAUCCGUGUGUCUCGCAGACGUUCGCAUGGAAAGAAGUGUAGGCAACUCUUACUCUCGUGUAAUUAUUCAUAAAAAGUUCAUAUGCACGCUUGCCGAGAUGUACAGCGCUGCAUUUCUUGUCAAAAGCCACCGUAAAGAUCGAUUUCGGCGAGAUGUAUGCUGUAUUUUAUUUUUAUAUCUGCUUCUGUAUCGGGUUAUGUGUCGAGCGAGAGCCUUCGUAUUUUACUGUUGUGUAAUCAUGAACGUAUACGUCAAUACUGUCAAACAGGUACGUCUCCACGUGUACUUAACUGUUUAAGUCAAACAUUUGUUUCUUUAGUUGUUGAUAUCGUCAAGCUUUAAUUGGCGUGUUUUUCUGCGAUGACUGUGUCAGAUUGUUGAAAGUAGGUUACGUUAACUGUUGUAUGUGUGAAAGUAGGUUGAAAGUACAACUGCUACUCAAGCGACUGCCAAGGCGUGACGCCGCGAGUGUAAUUGCUGGUCUACUUUUAUGUUCACCGUUGAAGUGUUCAAUAAACAUCACGUGAAGCCUA